Molecule: messenger RNA, 2304 nt
Organism: Auxenochlorella protothecoides
Lineage: Eukaryota; Viridiplantae; Chlorophyta; Trebouxiophyceae; Chlorellales; Chlorellaceae
Product: Long-chain-fatty-acid-CoA ligase FadD15
Exons: 17
Coding region: 1-2304 (767 amino acids)
Biological process (GO): fatty acid elongation
Cellular component (GO): chloroplast
Molecular function (GO): long-chain fatty acid [acyl-carrier-protein] ligase activity
Source: RefSeq, a predicted model, not a curated record
AUGUCAGACAUGGCUGCUCUGGGGGAGGAGGGCGCCCUCUGCGUCGUCCAGCGCCUGUCCGAGUCGGACUUUUCGCGCGUCCACUCCAUCGGCGGCUUUGUCAGUGGCAUCAUCCGCCGCGUGCGGCAGGACGGCCCCGACCGCGGGAACGGCCAGAUCGACAUCCUGCCGCGCUCCGUGAGGCGCCGGGUAGAGGACCUGAUCGCCCAGGACAAGAUUGGGAAGCAUGAGGUGGAUGCCCGCAUGGUCCGGGCCCUGGCCGACCUGCCAGAGCGGCUGGGCGAGGAGGCCUGCACGCGCUUCGAUCAGAGCGUGGACUCGGGGGUCCGCUCCCGCCAGGGCUUCAUGAUGGGCAUCAUCAAGCGUCUGGUGGAGGAGGACCGCUUCGGAAGGCCCCCGCCAGCGGGCUACCGAAGGAGCGGGUGGAGGAAGGUGGCCGAGGUACAGUACUCCCCCGCCCCACAGCCCCUGGAGAGGACCACCUCUUCGAGAAAGCCGUCGCUGCGUGUGACCGAGGCAGCUUCCCUGCCUGACCUGGAGUUCUCUGAGACAAUCGAUCGCUUUGCAGCCGGCUUGCAGAGCCUAGGAUUGGAGAAGGGGGAGCGGGUGGCCUUGUUCUCAGAGGGCAGCUCACGGUGGAUGGUGGCUGACCAGGGCAUCAUGUCAGCGGGGGGCGUCGAUGCGGUGCGUGGUACUGCAAACCCGGUCGAGGAGCUGGAGCAGAUAGUGCUCAGCUCGCAGGCGUCAGGAUUAGUCAUCCAGGAUGCAUCGAGCCUGGCCGCGCUCCUGCCCCGACUGUGCGAGGGUGUGCCCCAGCGUCAGCUCAAGUUUGUGGUGCAGCUGUGGGGGGAUGUGGCAGAGGAGGCACGUGCGGCGCUUCCCUGCUCGGUGUUGUCCUAUGCCGAGCUGCUGGCUCGGGGGGCGGAGACCUCCCUGCAGCGAGUGGAUUUGACAGAGGAUGACCUGGCAACGCUGGUGUACACAUCUGGCACCACGGGCAACCCAAGGGGCGUCAUGUUGACCCACGGCAACCUGCUGUACCAGCUGCGCUCCUUUCCCACGCUCCUGGAGCUGAAGGCGGGGGAGUCCACCCUGAAUCUUCUGCCGCCGUAUUACAUUGCCUCCUGCGGCUGCCGUCAAGUGUUCACCUCCGUCCGACAUUUCCGGGACGACCUGCAGCGACACCCCCCCACCUACUUUGUGUGCGUCCCCCUGGUCCUGGAGACCCUGUACUCCAGGGUCAAACACAUGCUGACCAGGGCCAGCCUGGUGAGGCGCACCCUGGCGACGAGCCUGCUGGCCGCUGCGCUGGCCUACACGCGCGCUCGGCGGGUCGUGAAUGAAGAAAGUCUGGCGUAUGUGUGCACUGGCACGCCCCUGCUGGCCUUUGCCAGAGCCUGGCUGGUGACCAUGCUACUGGCGCCACUCAACUGGCUGGCACAGAAAUUGGUCGUCAGCAAGGUCCGGGCCGGCCUUGGAGUGAGCAGGGGCAUCGUCUCCGGUGGAGGGUCCUUGGCUGCCCACCUGGACGACUUUUACGAGGCCAUCGGCAUCCCGGUGCUGAAUGGGUGGGGCCUGACCGAGACGUCCCCAGUCCUGGCCUGUCGCUCCAUGACAACCGGCCCCAACAUCCGCGGGUCGGUGGGGAGGCCGCUGCCCGGGACGCGGGUGCGGGUGGUGGACCCGGGGUCAAGGGAGGAGGUGCCCGACGGCACGCAGGGCCUCCUGCUGGCCAGCGGACCCGGCCUCAUGUCAGGCUACUGGAACGAUGCCCUCGGCACCGCGGCAGUUCUGCUCGAGUCCCAGGGCCAGAGGUGGUUUGACUCCGGGGACCUGGGCUGGAAGGUGCCGGAGGCUGGGGGCGCAGCAGCAGGGGCUCUGGUCCUCUCCGGACGUGCCAAGGACACGAUCGUGCUGUCCAAUGGCGAGAACGUGCAGCCCCAGUCCCUGGAGGACGCCAUCUGUACCUCGCCCUACAUAACCUUUGCUGUGCUGGUGGGUGACGGCCAUCGUGCCUUGGGCGCGCUGCUGGUCCCCAACCGCGAGACGCUGGGGGAGGUGCCUGGGGCGAUUGAUGAUUCAGGUGCCCUGGACGUCAAGCUUGUGACAAGCCUGCUGAAGGCAGAGGUGACCAAGGCCUGCGUCGGCCGGGCUCCCUGGGAGAAGGUGCACGCUGUGCACGUCCUGCAGGAUCCAUUCAGCAUGGAUGAUGGCACCCUGACCCGAACGAUGAAGCCCUGCCGUCCAAAGAUCCGGAUCAAGUAUGCCUCUGAGGUCAAGUCCUUGGAGGCAGCACUGCGCUGA